This is a messenger RNA of Encephalitozoon cuniculi GB-M1, 828 nucleotides long. RefSeq lists its product as uncharacterized. Gene Ontology annotation, cellular component: cytosol. NCBI's taxonomy places the organism in Eukaryota, Fungi, Microsporidia, Unikaryonidae. The transcript has a single exon. The record is from RefSeq and is marked provisional. Gene Ontology annotation, biological process: ubiquitin-dependent protein catabolic process. Gene Ontology annotation, molecular function: polyubiquitin modification-dependent protein binding. The coding region runs from base 1 to 828 and encodes 275 amino acids.
AUGUCGAUUAGGCUGACGAUAAGAUAUCGAACGGAUUCUAUAGAAGCAAAUGCCAUGAUGACUGAUAGCCUGGAGUCUCUGAAGCUAAAGAUUCAGGAUAUUACUGGAAUACCUGUUGAUUCUCAGGUGCUUCUGUUCAAUGACAGGAUCCUCAGUGAAGACAAUAAGGAAUUGAAGGAUCUAGGGAUAGAGAAUGACUGUGUUUUGCAUUUGAAGAAGAAGAUGGAGAUGAAAAAGGAGGGGAAAAGACCUGACUUUACUGCUUCAAUGAUGAAGAAUCCCUUGGUUAAGAAUUUUCUGAAAAACCCUGAUGCCAUGAAAAGCAUUGUUGAGAUGUUUCCUGGGCUUAAGGAGGAGAUGAACAACAAUCCUGAGCUGCGAAUGAUGAUGAGUAGCUCAAACCUGCAAGAUGAGCUGGAAAUGUUUUCGAUGAACCCUGAGUAUAUGAACACUCAGCUCAAGAAUCUGGAUAUAACCAUGUCGAAACUGGAAAAUAUUCCAGGAGGGCUUAACAUGAUAAGUAGCAUGAUUAAAGAUGUUCAAGAUCCUCUGUCGUCAGCAUUAAAAGAAGGGAUGGGAAGAGGGUAUAGGGUAAAAGAAGGAAGAAAGAUAGACAAGCCCAUUGAGGAGGCAAUUCCUGGCGCUCCCAAGGAAGAAAGCCAGCUAGUGAAGUAUAAGGAUAAACUGGCGGAGCUUAAGCAGAUUGGAUUCAGCGAUACUAGGCAGAAUUUUAUGGCUCUCAUGGCAUGUAAUGGAGACCUUGAGGGGUCCAUAAUAUAUUUACGCGAGCUUGACAGGAAGUCAUCGCCAACACAAAAAGCAAAAUGA